Molecule: messenger RNA, 1465 nt
Organism: Ipomoea nil (Japanese morning glory)
Lineage: Eukaryota; Viridiplantae; Streptophyta; Magnoliopsida; Solanales; Convolvulaceae
Product: E3 ubiquitin ligase BIG BROTHER
Exons: 9
Coding region: 374-1123 (249 amino acids)
Biological process (GO): protein ubiquitination; negative regulation of organ growth
Molecular function (GO): ubiquitin conjugating enzyme binding; ubiquitin-protein transferase activity
Source: RefSeq, a predicted model, not a curated record
CCCUCCCCAUUCCACAUAUUUUACAGUGUGUGAGCUUGAACUUGGGUAUCUGUUUCGUGUUUGGGGUGUGGGUAAUUUGUAUGUCACUCACAUUUCUCUGCUUUUGUGUUUUUCUUUCAUUUCUCAUGCGGUUUCAGCUCCGUUUUCUGUGAACCCAAGAAAUUUUGGGAAUUUCAUGUUCGUUGCCAACCUUAAACUCGAAAAGCUUGAAGCUUGCUUCUAUCAUUUUUAUUAAAUUUUUUCAAGCAAUUGCCGUAUUUUUCUUUGAAAUUGUUACGUUCUUGCUGUGAAUGGCGUUUUGGGCUUGGGAUUUUGAAGUUUCAAUACUUCAGGAAAAAUAAGAAAAAGGGAACCAAGAAGAGGCUUUUAUGAGAUGAACGGUGAUCAACAUAUGGAGAUGCAUUACGUAAAUACAGGCUUCCCUUAUUGUGUUGCAGGGAAUUCUGCAUACUAUUUUGAUGGUUCCCAGGCCCCUUCACAGUACCCUAACCCGGAGCAAUUUCAUAAUGAGGAAACUACAUACUGGUCCAUGAAUAUGAAUUGGUACAAAUUUGGAUUUUCUGGCAUGGAAAAUUCUUAUUACACUCCUUACGAGUGUAGUAGCCAUUUAUCAACGAUGGAUCUCACCGAGCAGCAGCCUCCUUGGAACUACCCGGUCAUGAUGAACGUCGAAGAACCCGAGGCAGUAGAGACUGUAGAGGAGUCAACGUCGGAGGAGAAUACAGCCCCGAGUGUAGAUGCUAACCCUGAAGAUAGUAAUCCAGAACAGCAAGAUGGUGCUAACGAUCAGGUCAUUUUAGAAGAUGAUAUCGAUCCUGACAACAUGACCUAUGAGGAGUUGCUAGAUUUAGGCGAGGCAGUUGGAACUCAAAGUCGAGGUCUUUCUAAAGAACUUAUCGAUCUCCUUCCAACCUCUAAAUACAAGUUCAGCUGGAUCUUCUCCAAGAAAAGAUACGGAGAGAGAUGCGUGAUCUGUCAAAUGAAGUAUAAACGUGGAGACCGCCAAAUGAACUUGCCCUGCAAACAUGUCUACCACUCCGAUUGUGUGUCCAAGUGGCUGGGCAUUAACAAGACAUGCCCCAUUUGCAACGCGGAGGUAUCCAUCGAUGAACCUAGCCAAUAGACUAGAGAAGAGCCGAAGUAUAGUCAUGGAAGUCCCGAGCAGGCUAGCAUUAGCAAAGACAUGCCCAAGUGUUGAUGAAAGGAGGCAUUUGAACUAUAAAACAGUGAAAGUGAAAGCAGAGAAUGAGUACAUUGCUGGAAUAGUUUUGACCUCUUCUUCUUCCUUUGAAUUGAAAUCCUUUUUUGUUUCCUUACUGCUCAAUAGAGUUAGGCUAGUUUGUAGAAGUAGUUAUUUCUCUUUGAAUGUAAUAUUAUAUUAUAUUAUAUAUAUAUUAUAUAUAAUGUAGGAAAGAAAAUGUUAAGGGAUACUAUCUGCUGCAGUUAGUUCAUCAUUCUAGAGUCC